Molecule: messenger RNA, 1206 nt
Organism: Salvelinus namaycush (lake trout)
Lineage: Eukaryota; Metazoa; Chordata; Actinopteri; Salmoniformes; Salmonidae
Product: 5-hydroxytryptamine receptor 7-like
Exons: 2
Coding region: 1-1206 (401 amino acids)
Biological process (GO): G protein-coupled receptor signaling pathway, coupled to cyclic nucleotide second messenger; smooth muscle contraction; circadian rhythm
Cellular component (GO): plasma membrane; dendrite
Molecular function (GO): G protein-coupled serotonin receptor activity; neurotransmitter receptor activity
Source: RefSeq, a predicted model, not a curated record
AUGUUCAAUACUUCGGGCGUCGAUCCCACUUCCAAUAAGAGAGAGGAUGUUUCCGAAGUUAUCAAUGGCACUCUGGAGCUUUUCUAUAACGUCCUGGUCACAGCUGGUCCAACAGCCAUGUGGAACGAUACGUGCGGGGAGACACUACUUGAUUUCGGCAGUGGAGAGAAGAUAAUAAUCGGAGUGAUGUUGGCUAUCAUCACAGCGGUCACUGUGAUGGGAAACACAUUGGUUGUCAUAGCUGUUUGCGUGGUGAAAAAAUUAAGACAACCGUCAAACUAUCUUCUUGUGUCCCUGGCUGUGGCAGACCUCUCCGUGGCCAUAGUUGUCAUGCCCUUUGUUAUAGUGACAGACCUAACUGGGGGCAAGUGGCUUUUUGGGGAGGUGUUUUGCAACAUCUUCAUUGGUAUGGAUGUAAUGUGCUGCACAGCCUCCAUCAUGACCCUGUGCGUGAUCAGUGUUGACAGGUAUCUGGGGAUCACCCGCCCCCUCACAUACCCAGCCAGGCAGAACGGCCAGCUGAUGGCCAAGAUGAUCCUGGGGGUGUGGCUGGUGUCCGCCUCCAUCACCCUGCCACCCUUCUGCGGCUGGGCCAAGAACGUCCACGCGGGCGGCGUGUGCCUCAUCAGCCAGGACUUUGGUUACACCAUCUACUCCACGGCUGUGGCCUUCUACAUCCCUAUGCUCGUCAUGCUCUUCAUGUACUACAAGAUUUUCAGGGCCGCCCGCAAGAGCGGCCUCAAGCACCGCUUCACCGACUUCACCCGGCGCGAGCGGCUGGAGACGGUGGCAAGCGAGGCACUGAGGAUGCAGGGCCUGAAGCCGCAGGGCGUGGCCGAGGAGUGUGCGGUGCUGUCCCGUCUGCUGACCCGCGAGCGCCGCAACAUCUCCAUCUUCAAGAGGGAGCAGAAGGCUGCCACCACACUGGGGGUGAUCGUGGGCGUGUUCUCCAUCUGCUGGCUGCCCUUCUUCAUCCUGUCCACGGCCAGGCCCUUCAUCUGCGGAGUGGAGUGCAGCUGUGUGCCCAUCUGGCUGGAGAGGUUCCUCCUCUGGCUGGGCUACGCCAACUCCCUCAUGAACCCCUUCAUCUACGCCUUCUUUAACCGGGACCUGCGCUCCACCUACAAGGAUCUGCUGCGAUGCCGCUACCGCAACAUCAACCGACGCCUGUCCGCCGUAGGUGUGCACGAGGCCCUUAAGGUGUAG